CACAGAGACAUGACCCACUUUUAAAGCGAACAAACACGAACGUCGCGUUGAGCUUUGAGUACUCACAAGUCAUACAGGCAGGUCGCACUUAGUUUAAUGAACAACAAGUCAUUUAACAAACAAGAAGAUGAAGUUGCCUCUAAGGUCAAGAAAUAUUGCUGGAUUGUUAACGAUUGUUGGCGGAGUGAUUAUGCAUCUGUCAAUCGGAGCCACGUACACAUUAGGAAAUUUCUCGCCAUACUUUGUUUCCUACUACCGCAAUCGCACAGCGGAAACGGAACUACGCAACGAAGACUCGCUAUGGCUUAUGACCGCCACUUUGUUCGGAGGCGCCAUCGGCGUGUCAAUGUCCGGACUGAUGGUCAAUAGGUUUGGGCCCCGUAUCUCCUUGAUAUUAGGAAUCGUAGUGUUCUGUGCGACAACAGCGUUGAAUUACUUCAGCGUACGUGGCAGUUACGCCGCCAUGGUUAUAAUAUACGGGUUCAUCAACGGGUUCGGAAACAAGAUCAUAUACCCCAUACCCGUGGCCAUAGCUAUAAAGUGUUUUCCAACGCGACCGUCGUUUGUGGCGGGAAUAAUCCUUGCCGGCUAUGGUGGAGGCGCCAGCAUCUUCAAUCAGGUCAUCACCGCCUUUAUUAACCCCGACAACUACUCUCCCGACCUGGUCACAAAAGAGGGAGAUAGGUAUUUUACACAACCGGAUCUACUGGACCGGGUACCAUACAGUUUUCUGGUCCUGGGCGGUUUGUGCUUCUUGCUCCAGGUACUCGGGCUGCUCUGUAUCCGGGAACCAGCUCCAGAGGUAUUGGGUAAUACAGAAAAAGACUUAGUGGAGACCAAACAUGGAACAGAGGAACUGUCGUUGCCUAUCAUUUCUAAUGGUAAAAUAGAAAUGACUGGCAAACCGGAAGUAGUUUCGAUUGGAUCUCAAACUCACGUGUCAGAUUCCAUUAAAAGAAACAGCUACCAUCUAGGCAGUUCAAUAAUAUUACCCACCUCUGCCAAAGACAUGGGGGCACUAGAAGUCAUUAAGCUCGCGUUUAGGACACGCGCGUUUUACGUGGUCAUCUUAUCUGCAAUGAUUAUAAAUAUCGGAACUGGAUUUGUAUUUAAUCUCUACAAGUCAUACGGACAGACGUUCAUCGCAGACGACAAAUUCCUGUCGGUUGUCGGGUCCAUGUCGUCGGUGUUCAACUGCCUUGGUCGCCCCUUCUGGGGCCUUGUCAUGGAUCGUUUCGGUUACAGGGCGACCUUGUGGUGCAUAUCCGGUGGGCUCACCGUUUCCUGUGCGACCUUGACCUUGACCGAGAUGAUGCCUCAAGGUUUGUUCAUGCUGUGGGUUUGCGUCGUAACAGGACUGGUCUGCGGUCAGUGGGCGUCAUAUCCAACUACCUUCUCGCGUCUCUUUGGCAUCAAACACAUGGCGCUGCUCUGGGGCUUCAUAUCCUGGGGAACGGCCUUUUCAAGUUUACUGACGUCUUUAGCUGGAACCGGUCUUAAGUCGAGCUUAGGGUUUUCAGGCCUAUUUUACAUAGCUUCAGGAACAUCCGGUUUUGGCUUCCUUUUAACGAUACUGUUCAAUGGGAAGGACUACACUGGCGGACGGAUCUAGAAGAUCCGUCAACGAUUAACAUCGGUAAUCGUCAAUAAUCAUCGGUGAAUAUCGGUAACAUCGGUUCACGAAGUACUCGAAACUGGUGAACAAUGCUUAAACUACUUAAAAUUGCUGAAAACGGUGUGAAAAGACAACAAAGAAAGAUCCCCCAGGCCUUUAAGAAAAUAAUUCCUGUUUACUUAAACGAAGUUUCCACAUUUGUUUCAAAAAUUUACAAAACAUAUUAAAACAUACGGCAACGAGGGACGUGUGUAGAUUCGUUAAAUAAAUAUUAAUGUUGUAUUAUAUCAUAUUGGAAUAAAAACACAUUCUUAAAAGUAUCGGAUAAUAUCUGAAACGUUAUCUGACAGUCCGUUAUACUAGCACAUACCUAUGGGCUUGAUAUGUACUAGCACAUACUUAUGGCUUGAUAUGUACUAGCACAAACUUAUGGCUUGAUAUGUACUAGCACAUACUUAUGGCUUGAUAUGUACUAGCACAUAGUUAUGGCUUGAUAUGUACUAGCACAUAGUUAUGGCUUGAUAUGUACUAGCACAUACUUAUGGCUUGAUAUGUACUAGCACAUACUUAUGGCUUGAUAUGUACUAGCACAUACUUAUGGCUUGAUAUGUACUAGCACAUACUUAUGGCUUGAUAUGUACUAGCAGAUACCUAUGGCUUGAUAUGUACUAGCACAUACUUAUGGCUUGAUAUGUACUAGCACAUACUUGUGGCUUGAUAUGUUUUAGCACAUACUUAUGGCUUGAUAUGUACUAGCACAUACUUAUGGCUUGAUAUAUAUUUUAACCUGUAAGCGAAUGCAGGUAUUUCAAAUGUCAAUUUCCUAGCAUAUGGUAUAUGUGUCAAAAACGGUAUUUCUAUGACAAUAUGUUGUAAUUCUUACCAAGCAUGUUUAUAGCUUAAAGCUUUGUUUAUUUUCAAAUCCUCAGGUGUGAUUUCCAUCCCCGCUAUGGAUUUCAAAUUUUAAAGAAAAAUGUAUUUCUGAACAAAAUGUAGUAAUGUAAAUUGCGUAUAUAUUUAAUAUUUAUAAUUUAAUUCAUUUAUAUAGAUGGUGUUUGCUUUUGUUGUUUAUGAAAUAUGUCAUAAAGUAUGAAUUUAAUUUAUGAACCAUGAGUUAUAAAGCACAUUAAACUUAAUUAUUUUUCUCCAUAGUGUAUAAAAAAUAUUUUACCAAACCAAACCAAACCAAUGGUAUACAGCAGACAAAUCACAACUCUCCUUCAGACAACAAAACAUGGGAAAAUAUUAAUUCGUACAAUAUGGAAGGGUUUUUCAUUGUAUUAAAAAUAUAUAUGUAUUUAUAAUAUAUCUGAUUCAAUCAAACACACAUUUAUUGUAUUGUUUUCGUUCUAAGUUGCUUUAGUCGUUGACUGUAUUGCUGUUUUACUCAAUAUGAAAAUUAAGAGUUCAAUCCCAAAGAUAUCAGUAGUUUGUACAAUUCUAGUGAUAUAUCAGUCCAUAACUAACAUGUAAUGCUGAGGGUCGGAUAUGAUAUCUGCUCCGGGCAUAAAUCCUACGUUAUUUUUAUCAUAGUAAAAAACAAUACUCUGUUAAGCGUGGUAUGUUAAUGGCAUGUUGCAACAAAGAACAUACCUCUAUUAAAUGUAUGAUAAUCAUCAAAUACAAUUUACUUUCAAGCUAUAUGCACGAUUUUGUCAAAUAUUUAUGAAUUUAUAUAAAAUGUGUAAACAACUUAUUAUACAUAUAUUUUAUUAUAAAUUAAAAUAAAAGUUAAGAAGAA
This is a messenger RNA of Dreissena polymorpha, 3356 nucleotides long. RefSeq lists its product as uncharacterized. The coding region runs from base 128 to 1612 and encodes 494 amino acids. NCBI's taxonomy places the organism in Eukaryota, Metazoa, Mollusca, Bivalvia, Myida, Dreissenidae. The record is from RefSeq and is a predicted model, not a curated record. Gene Ontology annotation, molecular function: transmembrane transporter activity. The transcript is spliced from 11 exons. Gene Ontology annotation, biological process: transmembrane transport.